Aegilops tauschii subsp. strangulata is the source of this 1494-nucleotide messenger RNA. RefSeq lists its product as uncharacterized. Lineage: Eukaryota; Viridiplantae; Streptophyta; Magnoliopsida; Poales; Poaceae. The record is from RefSeq and is a predicted model, not a curated record.
UCUUGUCAGUCACUUUCCCCCUCGAGCUCUCAGUCUCUCUCCCGUUCCUGUCUUCUCCUCGUCGGCCUGUUCAUCUGUUGCUUGUUUCUCUCUCUGCUCUCUUUUCUACCUAGAUAUGUUCUAGGUUUAGAAGUUAUUGAUGUGGUUUUUCUUUUUGUUUGUUGACGAUGUUGUGUUUGCAGGAUCCGUAACCGGGGGAUUUCUUGGGGAAUCUACUCCUUUUCCAGCUAUGGUUUGCUCCGUAUGCCGUUGUCUGGGUGCUCCUUGCAUCCCUGUGCAAGCUAAAGCAGUUCCUCAAGUUUUUGAUGUUAUGCUUGAUGAGGAUUGCUUCAGGAGGAUGUAUAUCCCGUGCCAUGUGAGAGCUUCCCUAGCUGCCUACAUUCAAGAGCACAGGAAUGCUGGUGGAAUACAAGAAGUUUCCUCCUCGCAGGAUUUUUUGAUGCUUGAGAAGCUAACUGAAUCAGCCUUCUUGAAAAUGAGAAGAAUGCCAUCUAAUCAUCCAAAUCUUCAAGGGAACAUAACUUCUUUCGCUAGAACUGAAUCAAUAGAGUUCCAACUCUGCUCUAUUUGUUGCAAUUCCGAGACCCCAUUAUGUUCACACAACUGAACAGAAGUUCUUGUAUAUUGUUCCAGGUAUUCUUCCUCUGCACCAGUUUCAUUCUGAGGUGUGCUCCAUCCUAGUUAAUUUCUACAUUUUCUGGUGGACUAUCACAACUAAAUGUUUCAGCUAUAGCAACUUUGAAGCACUGUCAGAGAAGCUUCAUCACCUAAAUGCAAACACAAAAUCUCUGAAGAGAAGGCGGUUAUGGAAGGAACAGUUGGUGGGAAUGUGAUGAACAUUUUACCUUUGACUCACCAGGAACAGCAUCUUCUGCUGAACAGUGAGCAAUCGAAGGAGGAGGAGGUUGGAAGGAAGAAAUGUCAGCACAACAUCUGAGGAGACAUCAGAACAGAGCAGUGGAUCUAAGGUCUUUUCUUUCACCCAUGGCGGCGGCAGAGUACUUGGUCGGGCAAGGGAGAGAGGUAGAAGACCUAGUUCUAUGUUGGCGAGCUGGAUCUGGUUCGUCUUCUAGUGUAGUGGUUUUGGUGCUUAGCGGGUUGAGGCCCGUUUUGUUUUUGGGCUGAACAGAACGCAGAAGAGUAGCAACAGAAUUUUGGGUUUUUGGGCUGGUCGACUGACCACUUUGUGCAAUCAGUCGAUUGGGUCAGUCAGUUUUCUGCUUUGUUGUGUUUUCUGCUAUUCUGCCAAUCGACUGACCACUUUAUACAAUCAGUUGAUUGAUCUGUAGCCGCUCCCAAUUACUACAUACUGAUGUUGCAUCAUUUACUAAUUAUCAUCACUAGACCCCAUACUGAAAUUGGGGGGUGCUAGUAGGUGGUUAGCCGAGGAUUACGUCCGUAAAUUUGAUCUUGUAGGUUUUGCCCGUUGGUUUGGUACUCUUCUGUAUUACGCAGCCUUACAAGAUCUAACUUAUGGAUGUGAUCUUGCUGACC